Messenger RNA from Acytostelium subglobosum LB1, 1749 nucleotides. RefSeq lists its product as hypothetical. The coding region runs from base 1 to 1749 and encodes 582 amino acids. The record is from RefSeq and is a predicted model, not a curated record. Gene Ontology annotation, molecular function: protein serine/threonine kinase activity; ATP binding. The transcript has 3 exons. Gene Ontology annotation, biological process: protein phosphorylation. NCBI's taxonomy places the organism in Eukaryota, Evosea, Eumycetozoa, Acytosteliales, Acytosteliaceae.
AUGUUAAGACAACAACUUCAAAGUCAUGCCGCAGCCUCUGCCAAUGCCAACGCUAACAACGCCAACGCCAACCCCACCAACACCAACAAUGUCAACGCUCCGGCUUUGACACAGACCACAGGCACGGACUUGCAGACAUCGACGACGACGUCGAUGACAAGUGGUGGCGACACCACAUCCACCUCCGACAUGAUCGGAAAUUUCACCAACAGUCAGCCAUCACCGAUUGUUAAGCGAUCCACACCAUUGGCCGCACGCAAGGUUAAUCCGCCAACACAAUUUGUCUUUGCCAUUGAUGACAAGAAGGCAAAGAAGACUGUGGGCAAACCUGCGAUAAACAAUGUUUGGGCGCAAACUCACGAUGGAUCGCUCGGCAGAUUGGACCAGCACACGCUCAUUCCGGGCCAGCCACUGCCCGCAUCGCCACCACUCGCGCACAUCCUGUCCUCUACGGAUGAGUCCGAGUAUGAGCAGGCGGCAUCAGACGACGAGGACGAUGGAAUAUCGACCAGUGGAGACGAGACCGAUGCAGCCACCAGAGAGGACUACAUCCAGCUCAGCUCGUCGAUCAAGAGCGUCAAGACAUUGGACCUCUCGACGACAAUCAAUCUCGCCAGCUUCAGUAUCGAUCACCUCGUGGGCGAGGGCGGCUUUGGCAAGGUGCACCUUGUGACCAGGAAGGACACGGGCAAGAUCUACGCCCUCAAGUCCAUCAAGAAGAACCACAUCAUCAAGUAUCGCAGCGUCACCAACACCAUUGCUGAGAAGGACAUAUUGAAGCGUGUCAGACAUCCAUUCAUCAUCCGUCUCCACUAUGCCUUCCAAGAUGCAAAGAAGUUAUACUUGGUCAUGGACUUUGUCAAUGGAGGACACCUUUUCUUCCACAUUAACAAUGAGUCAAUGUUCUCUGAGGCCCAGAUGCGCUUCUAUGCUGCAGAGUUGAUCCUCGCUCUUGAGCAUCUUCACAGUCUUAACAUUAUCCACAGGGAUUUGAAGCCUGAGAACAUCUUGUUGGACUCGCAAGGACAUAUCAUCUUGACGGAUUUUGGAUUGGCCAAGGAGGAGGUGCAGAGUGAGAACUCUGUCGGAUCCUUCUGCGGAACAAUCGAUUAUAUGGCGCCAGAGAUGAUCCAGCGAAAGGAGUACGGCAAGUCGGUGGACUGGUGGUCACUCGGCAUCCUAAUGUACUUUAUGCUGGUUGGUAAGGUACCAUUCACCUCGGUCAACGAGGCCAAGCAGCAAGAGCGCAUCAUCAACGACAAGGUCAAGUUCCCGACGUUCAUCUCGGCGCCGGCGCGCUCGCUCAUCACGGCACUGUUGCACAAGGACCCCACCAAGCGACUGGGUUGCGAUGGCCACGGCGUGCAGAAGAUCAAGCAGCACGCAUUCUUCAAGGGCUUGCAGUGGCGCAAGUUGGAGGCGCGUGAGGAGGUGCCACCAUUCGUGCCAAAGACCUCCAGUCCAUCGGAUCUUAGCAACUUUGAUAUUGAUCUAUUGAAACCUAGUAUUAAUGGCAUUGGAGUUGUUAAUAAUGUUGAUGCAUCCAAUACUACUACAACUACAACAACUACUACAACUACUACAACUUCAACUAAUGGCAACAACAAUGGAGACAAUGGCAACGAUAUCAACCUUGGUUCAAGCUCCUCUGCACUCACUGGCACAUCACCGGCAUUGAGCGUAUCACAACAGGCGUACUUCCAAGGAUUCAGCUAUUUUGGCAGUCCUCAAUACCUACCUCAUAAGUGA